This is a messenger RNA of Dermacentor albipictus, 901 nucleotides long. RefSeq lists its product as uncharacterized. Lineage: Eukaryota; Metazoa; Arthropoda; Arachnida; Ixodida; Ixodidae. The record is from RefSeq and is a predicted model, not a curated record.
GCCGGGCAUUCUUUUUUCAACGGGUAACGCACAACGCAAGACUUAAAAAUAAUGUAAAACUAAAAUAAUUAUAAGAGAUAUAGGCUGAGAAUUGUGCGUUACAGUUUUUAUCCCAGAAAUAUCUUUUACCUCUUUCUUCGUUAUCGAAUCUCCCGUAGUGGAUAAAUGCCAUGAGUUUACAACAAUAACAAAAUCCUGUGCCUGUAAUCUGUAAUACAAUGAGCAAUCUGACCGAGGCCGCUCACUUGGCAGCAGAAACUGUGCAAUGGUGCAGCCAAGAGGAGAUCGAACGCCGCAUUGCACAGCCCGCGCCGUCGCAGCGAGCUGUGCCGACGCAAGAGGAGCUUAUUCUUAUGCGCAGGGCUCAGCUGGAGCGGCUGCAGGAGGAGGCGCAACACGAACUUCCAAGUAUCACGCCUUGCUUGUGCUGCACGUUUAUGGUGUUCACACUGGUGAUGUCACUGCUGCUGCUCAUCCUCGUCCCCUCGGCCCACGACUGGCCGCUGUACCUGCAUCCAGCCAGCAGGAAGAGUCGCACCACAGAUGCUCCCACGUCGAUCCUUUCCCUGGACACCGAAGAUUACGACAUUACAGCUCUAACGGCACUCACUGGGCCUGCGGAUGUGUUUGCUGAGCAGAACGUCAGUGCUACUGCGCCUGGAUCCGUUUACGAGAAGCCUCAGACCACACUGAUUUUUAAAAUUUAAGGCCAGUGACAGUCACCCUCUUGCGCGCCAUCACUUACCACGCCUUAAAUUUCAACUUAAACUUCAAUCGAAAGCACUUAGCGCGUGUGAAACUGCUUUUUCUAAGUCGCCUUUGCCUUCAUUGAAUUAUAGACUGCGAAAGAUGCCUUUCGUUUAGAAUAAAUGAGCUUUAGGAAACUCUUUCUCCUUGCUAA